CUUUCCUUAACGUUAUAGGUUGAAUUUACUUCCACUUUUAGCGCCACGUCUACGAUAACGUGGCACCGCUAGGUUUUCUUUCCCUGUGCGUGGUCGGAGGAAUCUUAUUAUUAAACUUCAGCAUGUCGAUUUAAAACCCGCGAGGUCUCCCUGCCGGUUCAGAUGCGCCGCAGGCGGGGAUCUAUUUGCACACGGUGCGCGGCGGCAGUGUCGAUCACAAGGCUGUGCGUGGCGCGUGUUUAAUCCGCGCUCAGAUGAACACGGGUCCGCAGAGGAGACGAGCUGCACGUCCCCCUUUUUGGAUGAAGCCAACUUUAGCCUUUUAAAUCCCAUUGGAGAGUUAUUUUUUUGUGGAGCAUGUUUUUAUUUUAGUCUUGUCAAUUCGUCAAGUUUGAGGGAUUCGUUACUUUUAAAUUAGUUCCACUCCAAGAAGUCAAUUAUGUUCAAGAAGAAGGAUCCGGAAAGAAUGGGACUGGUUUCGGAUUUGAGGAGGUCGUACACCGCUUUGGCAAGUGAGCCCGACCAGAUGGCGUUUCAGAUAGACGGCACUGGUGGCAUCAAGCAUUGCCAUGACAACAGCAGUGCACGGGAGGAUCGUGAGCGAGAGAAGAAGGUCGCCCAGAGGAGGUUGUAUGUGGUGUCUGUCAUCUGCCUGCUUUUCAUGAUCGGUGAAGUCAUUGGUGGGUAUUUAGCAGGCAGUCUUGCGGUGAUGACGGACGCUGCCCACCUGCUUGCAGACUUCAUCAGCUUCCUCAUCAGCCUCUUGUCACUCUGGCUCUCCUCCAGACCUGCCACUCACAAGCUCAGCUACGGCUGGCAUCGCGCAGAGAUUCUGGGCUCUCUGCUGUCCGUGUUCACCAUCUGGCUGGUAACGGGAGUGUUGGUUUACCUGGCUGUGGAGCGUCUCGUCAGCAACGACUACACCAUCGAGGGCACUAUCAUGCUCAUUACCUCUGGUUGUGCCGUGUUGGCUAAUAUUGUCAUGGCCCUCAUUCUGCACCAGUCGGGCCACGGCCACAGUCACGGGGGAAUGGGCUCACACGGCCACAGCCACAAAGGGAGCGAACGCCAUCGCGCUGCGAAGCAGGAAGAUGACCGUGCAGAUGCAGAGAAAAACAUGGCUGCUAAAGGAGGGAGGUCUCAGCAGGACAACGCCAGUGUGCGAGCGGCCUUCGUCCACGUGUUGGGGGAUCUCCUACAGAGCGUCAGCGUGUUACUCAGCGCCAUCAUUAUCUUCUUCAAGCCAGAAUAUAAGAUGGCGGACCCCAUCUGCACCUUCCUGUUCUCCAUCUUUGUCUUGUGCACCACCUUCACCAUCUUGAGGGACAUUCUUGUAGUCCUGAUGAAUGGCACUCCUGCAGGGGUGAAGUACAGCGAGGUGCGUGAUGGCCUUCUACAGGUGACGGGGGUGAAGGCGGUCCACAACCUCCACAUCUGGGCCCUCACCAUGAACCAGACUGUACUGACGGCCCACGUAGCCAUAGACGAGACGGUGGACGCUCAGACCGUCCUUAGGGAAAUGACACAGGCCUGUAUCUCCUCCUACAACUUCCACUCCAUUACAAUUCAAAUGGAGAGGCAGGCCGACCUGAAGCCUGGAUGUACCCUGUGUGAGGAGCCCAAGAUGUAGGAACCUGCGUGACUCUUUUAGCCGAAUUUGACUCCGGUUUGAUCUGCACUGCUCUCGAGUUCCUGUAGCAUUCAUUCCAAAGGCCUAUGACCUAUGCGUCCCAUGUGUUUUGAUCCUCCCAAAGAAAUAGGAAAGAGCCUGAGAGAAGCUUGUUCAUGAUUGAAAUGAUUUUGGAAGACUGGAUCAAUAUCCAAACCAUUCCCUUUGCAUAACAUUUUAACAAACAUAAGAUGUACUUCUGUUGAAACACAAGUCGCAGGAUGAACCUGAGCUUCAAACUGUAAGCGCUGAACACGUGAUUUUCUGUAUUCCCAGGAAUUUCUUUGUGGAAAUCUCAUUUCUUUAAAGAAUAUUCAGAAACCCAGCAGUAGGGAGCAGUAAGACUCUCAGGCAUUCUGUAUUGUUCUUUAAAUAUGUAUGGAUGAACUAAUGAUGGUAAUGGUCUCCCUGAUGAGUCAACAAACGUGUAGUUAUGAUUUGCUCUUGCGUCCCCUUUUGUCUCUCGUUUGGGGGACGUAAUCUCUAAAUGUGCAUGUGGUACUCAUCUCUGUGAUAGCGUAAGUCGGUUAUUAAUUAAUUUAUAUUCGCUCAAAUCUAACAAGUCUGAGGUUGUACUAUUUAUUUUUAUGUUACUGUUAGAAUAAUAAAGUCACAAUAAUUUAAGAAGGAAAUCUGCCUUCUAGUUGAGUAAAGGCUUUUGCUUAGAAUCCUAUUAGCUAAUUGUUAACUUUAUUCAUGAUUGUGACAUCUGCUAGUGAUGAUUAUAUAUGUAUUUCAUAAUUACACAGACGUCUACUCGUCUUAAUAUAUAUUUUAACUACUGUGUUCACAUGGUGACCUUUUUAGAAAGCAUUCUGACCAAUGCAAAAGUACAGUUUUCUUUUUUAGCAUUAAAAGAUCAGACCAUUUCCACCUUGAU
Pungitius pungitius (ninespine stickleback) is the source of this 2549-nucleotide messenger RNA. RefSeq names its product solute carrier family 30 member 8 (gene slc30a8). The transcript has 9 exons. Gene Ontology annotation, biological process: response to zinc ion; insulin secretion; zinc ion transmembrane transport. NCBI's taxonomy places the organism in Eukaryota, Metazoa, Chordata, Actinopteri, Perciformes, Gasterosteidae. Gene Ontology annotation, cellular component: plasma membrane. The coding region runs from base 440 to 1630 and encodes 396 amino acids. Gene Ontology annotation, molecular function: zinc ion transmembrane transporter activity. The record is from RefSeq and is a predicted model, not a curated record.